AUGGCAAAUCGCGGCUGCUCUCUCCUUCUGCGCAAUUUGCGCUAUGAAACAACUCCUGAAAAAGUCCGCGAAAUCUUUGAGAGGAUUGGGCGUGUUAAGGAUGUAUAUUUGCCUAUUGACCAUACUACGAGGGAGCCCCGAGGUUUUGGUUUCGUGGAAUACUUUGACGAGAAGGAUGCCCAAGAUGCCGUGCGCGAGUUCGACAGAUACGUCCUAGAUGGCAAUGAACUCUCGGUGAUAAUUGCGCAAGACAGGCGGAAGUCGCCCCACACAAUGAGGAAAAUACUUGCCGAGCGUCAGAACGGCAGGUACUACAGGGGAAGCCCCCCGAUGGGCCGUGGGCCCCCAGGGCGCGACGGGUACGGAGGUAGCCGCUAUGAUGGCCGGCAAGGGCGGUAUGAACGAGACCGCCAAAUGUAUGACGGAGGCUAUCGAGGGAACGGCGACUCUUACGGGAGGCGAGGCCGCGACGGCUACGACGACGGCUACGGAGGGCCAGAAGACCGGCGACGAGAGUAUAAGGGCAUGGAGGACGAGAGACGCCCCCGCGCGGGCCGCAGCAGGAGCCGGUCGCGGCCUUACGAUGGCUACCGCGGCGACCGUUACCGCUAUCCGCCAGAGGACGCCCGCCCCCCGCGUUAUCACGACAGGGAACGCGAAGACGACUACGCGAGACGGCCUCCUUCGGGGUCGCGCUAG
This is a messenger RNA of Eimeria necatrix, 699 nucleotides long. RefSeq names its product RNA binding motif-containing protein, putative. Gene Ontology annotation, molecular function: RNA binding. The record is from RefSeq and is a predicted model, not a curated record. Bases 1 to 699 code for a protein of 232 amino acids. NCBI's taxonomy places the organism in Eukaryota, Apicomplexa, Conoidasida, Eucoccidiorida, Eimeriidae. The transcript has 5 exons.